This is a messenger RNA of Aethina tumida (small hive beetle), 1267 nucleotides long. RefSeq lists its product as uncharacterized. The record is from RefSeq and is a predicted model, not a curated record. Gene Ontology annotation, molecular function: 8-oxo-dGDP phosphatase activity. Bases 162 to 1151 code for a protein of 329 amino acids. The transcript is spliced from 8 exons. Lineage: Eukaryota; Metazoa; Arthropoda; Insecta; Coleoptera; Nitidulidae.
AAGAGGAAAAUGUUAACAUUAUUUUUGAUAAGCUUCUGUGUACAAACGGUCCGUUUAUUACGUCACAAAAUGGCGGUUGGUUCGAACGGAUUGAGGCGCGCAAGUGUUAGACGCCCCGCAGUGUAAAUGUCAACAUCUGUCAGUUCACAAACGGAGUUAAAAUGUCAGCGGAGGUGAAUAAUGUGUCGAGAGUGCUGAAAUUGGCUCAGAAAUUCAACUGUUUCUAUUUGUCAGGACUGAAAUCGUUGGAAUGCAAGCCGUUCGUGGUGGAGGGCUGUCAGGUGGGCCUGGUCCGGCCGGACGUCAUGAAACAACUGCUCCGCUAUCCCGAGGUGUUCCAGGUGUCGCCGGGCUGUGUCGAGCUCAAUCCCGCGUUCAGAGACUACGAGGAGCGCAGCAAUAAGGUCGACGAAGUGCUUAAGCAGCUGAGGGCUGAGAACGCGUUCAUCGCCCUCAAAGGCUGGAGGGAUGAGUGUUACGAGGUGAAAACGCAGUUCAAUUCAAAGAGCCUGCUGAAGAUGGAUAGAUCGGCAACAUGUCUGUUCGGCAUUAGGAAUUACGGUGUAGAUAUAAACGGUUACGUCAGACAUCCGACAUUGGGGCUGUGUCUUUGGUUGCAGAAGAGGUCAGCCACCAAACAAACCUGGCCAGGUAAAUGGGACAAUAUGGUUGGAGGCGGGCUAUCUGUCGGUCACGGUAUCCUGGAAACAGCCUACAAAGAGGCCAUGGAAGAGGCGUCGGUCCCGUCGAAUCUACUAACGAGACUCACCAGUGCCGGCUGCGUGUCGUUCUAUUUCGAAUCCGAAAGGGGCCUGUUCCCCAACACCGAAUUCGUCUACGAUCUGGAACUGCCGGUCGAAUUCACGCCGGAGAACGCGGACGGGGAGGUGGAGACGUUCGAACUGUUGCCGGCGAACGAGUGUUUGGAGAAGAUGUUCACGCCCGACUUCAAAACCACCAGCGCCCCGGUUGCUUUGGACUUCCUCAUCAGACACGGCGUUAUCACGCCGGAAAAUGAGAAGGAAUUCCUGAAGAUAAUCGAGCUAUUACACGUUCCUUUACAGUCGAUUUACGAGCGUUACGAGCAAUCAAAACAACGUAUUAAAGAGAACGGCAACAGCGGUCUAAAGCUAGAACAACGUGUUAAUUAACCUUUACGUGGAACUGAUCGCCAAAUUUGAACAUAUGACGUAACCUGUAGUUUAUAUAAAGAAAAAUGUUGGUGAUAUGUAUACAAUUUAAAAGUAAAAUGUUUAAAAAUAUCCAA